Molecule: messenger RNA, 1078 nt
Organism: Myodes glareolus (Bank vole)
Lineage: Eukaryota; Metazoa; Chordata; Mammalia; Rodentia; Cricetidae
Gene: Prr32
Product: proline rich 32
Source: RefSeq, a predicted model, not a curated record
UUCUGAGGCAGAAGAAAGAAUCAAUUCUCCAGACUAGUCGGCUGGUGUGGGUGUUCAGCUGGUUUGCUCUACCACCUCAUGAAGGUGGUCUUGAUCUCAUUUCCACAUGGCUUGUACUGAAAAUGGGCGUGGAGGUCAUAGCCGUUCAUCCAUAAUGGUACCUGUGGACAAAAAUGGAAGCAGAGAGGCUCAUCACAAUGUGCCGCUCCAGUGUCUGAAUUACAUGCAGAAGGAUGAUGAAGAUGAUGCAGAGAUCUGGGGCCACCCUCCUGUCUCCCUGAGACCCCCAUUCACAGUGGCAAGAGCAGGAGACCGCAUUCCUGAAAAUCCAAGAGCUCUGAGAUACCCUUUUACACUAACACCUGCUAUUGAGGAAGAGUUCCUAGCAACAGCAGAAGUAAACAGCUCAGAGGGCCUGGAGAGUCAGAGCAAGAAGGGACAUGAUUCAAUUAAUAUGUCCCAGAAAGUCUCUGGAAGUCCAAUGGCACUGAUGAUCGGAGGCCCAAGAGUUGGUAGUGGGGUUCUUGAGAGAAGUGGCAAUAGCUCAAAGCUAUUUAUGCCUGUGCCUAGAUCCCAAGAGUUCUUUCCACCAAGGGGCCCACAGACACGGGGCCCUUCGUAUGUCCCCAUCCUUAGAUCGGGGAUAAUGAUGGAGGUGACUCCAGGAAAUGGCAGAAUGUCAUACAAGGGCAGCCUGGCUCAUGUCUCUUUCCCACUGGGAAGCCCAAGGCACCCUAUGGAUAACUGGCAGCAGAGACCUCUCCAUUUGUCAAGCAGUGUUCCAGGCUUACCUUGCUCUACUGCUCAUUGCUUCAUGCCACCUCAACCUCCGGCAUUCAGUCCAUUUCCUGUGAUGCCUACUCCUUUUGCUUCUCCCCUGGGAUUUGGUCCUCCUCUGCCUUAUUUUUUUCAUUAUAACACUCGAGCAAUGCACCCCCCUCCAUACUUAAACUAGAGUGCUUGCAAGAAGUAAAUGAGAAAGAAAGGGGUUGGGAAAAGAGCUGAAAGCUACUAAUAUGUUCAUCAUAUAUAAAAUUCCCUACUCUCUUACACUUGGUUUAGCACUAACGUGCCUUAU